AGACUCCACUCUUCUAUCCAGAGAAUAUAUUUUCUUCUUGUGUGAAGAUCAGCAAUUAAAAUUAUUAAUAAGAAUGGCUAUGAAAUCCCAAUUAAUGACCGGAUUAACCUUGCCAUGGCAGCCACCGCCACACGCCUCCACUUCUUCUUCAACUAGUAAUACUCUCUGUAUGGUUAAGCCACCGCGUCUCACUACUUCCUUUUUCAGUGGCGGAGUUAAUGCCUUAAGAGUAAAGAUAAGAAAUAAUCCUACUGGUAGGUCCAACUGUUUUGGACAAGGAGGUGGCCUUGGCACCCGUAUGAACCUUUUUGAUCGGUUUUCCAGAGUUAUCAAGUCAUAUGCAAAUGCAAUCUUGACUGGUUUUGAAGACCCAGAGAAAAUUCUAGAUCAAACGGUGCUUGAAAUGAAUGAUGACUUGACAAAAAUGCGCCAGGCCACAGCGCAAGUUUUGGCAUCUCAAAAGCGUCUGGAGAAUAAAUAUAAAGCUGCAGAACAAGCUUCUGAAGAUUGGUAUCGUAAGGCACAACUUGCUCUUAAAAAAGGAGAAGAAGAUCUUGCACGUGAAGCACUUAAGAGACGUAAAUCAUAUGCUGAAAAUGCUACGUCCUUGAAAGCUCAACUUGAUCAACAAAGAACUGUUGUUGAUAAUCUUGUCUCUAACACACGGCUUCUGGAGAGCAAGAUGCAAGAGGCAAAGUCUAAGAAAGAUACUCUGAAAGCACGUGCUCAAUCUGCAAAAACUCAAACUAAAGUGAAUGAGAUGCUGGGUAAUGUCAAUACAAGUAAUGCUCUUGCAGCCUUUGAAAAGAUGGAAGAGAAAGUUAUGGCUAUGGAAUCAGAAGCAGAAGCUCUUGGCCAGCUAUCUACAAAUGAGCUUGAUGGGAAGUUUGCAUUACUCGAGGGUACAUCAGUUGAUGAUGAUCUUGACAAUCUGAAGAAGGAACUUUCUGGUAGCUCAAAGAAAGGAGAGCUUCCCCCUGGUAGAACAGCGGUGACCAGUUUUCUCGAUUCUGAGAUCGAGAUGGAGCUGAACGAAUUGAGACAAAAGAGGAAGGAUUUUUAAAAGAAUCCAAAUCUGUGCUCUCAGGUACAACACUGUUCCUCUGCUGCUGAGACAUUGACUCUGUAGAGAUUAAAGGCCAAAUAGACAGACAGCUCUUGUAUAGUCGCAAGCGAACGAUACAUAUAUUUUUAUCUUUUUUAAAGAAUGGGUAUAAAGCAAUACACCAAAUCUUCCCCUCAGAGCCGUAAUUUAUUUGCAGUGAUUUUUGAUUGUUCA
This is a messenger RNA of Mercurialis annua (annual mercury), 1279 nucleotides long. RefSeq names its product probable membrane-associated 30 kDa protein, chloroplastic. The transcript has 11 exons. Gene Ontology annotation, biological process: thylakoid membrane organization. The record is from RefSeq and is a predicted model, not a curated record. Lineage: Eukaryota; Viridiplantae; Streptophyta; Magnoliopsida; Malpighiales; Euphorbiaceae. The coding region runs from base 74 to 1063 and encodes 329 amino acids. Gene Ontology annotation, cellular component: chloroplast.